GGCACCGCGUUAAACGCUGCGGGCUGCACCGGGCUGUAGGGUUAUAACGCGCCUCUCUCUCUCCUCUGCCUCUACUCUUCAUCUUGGGCCUGAGUGACUCCGUGUUGGUCCACUCUCUUUCUGUCGUGGCUUUUGGCGCUCUCACCACCUUCCACCAUUACGUCCCAAAGCAAAACGGACUUUUUAGCGCUUGCUUCUCGGACUCUCCAGAGGAAGAGAGUCGUCGCCGCGGUGGUCGGCAUCGUCAUGGUUUUGGCUCUCAUCAUCGCGAUUCCACUGCUGGUCCAGACUUCCAAGACCGAUGCGCACUAUGAAAUGAUGGGGACUUGUCGGAUGAUCUGUGACCCCUACAACCCCAAACCGAGCGCCACGGCUCUUGAGGUCAUGCAGGACCUGAGCGCCAUCCCUUCUCCAACCUUUGUUCAAGGGACUAAGGGCGAUCCGGGUCGGCCGGGGAAACCCGGGCCAAGGGGGCCGCCGGGCGAACCGGGGCCACCCGGUCCGAGAGGACCACCGGGUGAUAGAGGUGAUUCUGGAAAGAUGGGUUAUUCCGGCGUAGUGGGCACUGCGCGGACCGAGACCGGUGGAGAGCCGGGCUCCGCCAUCGGCGGGGCAAAGAUAGCGUUUUAUGUGGGUCUGAAAAACCCCCACGAGGGAUACGAAGUGUUGAGGUUCGACGACGUUGUCACGAACCUCGGGAACCACUACGACCCAACAACCGGCAAGUUCACUUGCCAAGUGUCCGGGAUUUACUACUUCACCUAUCAUGUGCUGAUGCGCGGAGGAGACGGAACCAGCAUGUGGGCAGAUUUAUGCAAAAACGGACAGGUACGCGCCAGCGCCAUAGCGCAGGACGCAGACCAGAACUACGACUACGCCAGCAACAGCGUCGUCCUGCAUCUGGACUCCGGGGACGAGAUUUAUGUGAAACUGGACGGCGGCAAGGCGCACGGGGGGAACAACAACAAAUACAGCACGUUUUCCGGUUUCCUUUUGUAUCCGGACUAAUGUGGAAUAAUGGCACCAGUCCAUCCCUGAACUGCCACGAGAGAAAUUCCACGUUAAUUGAAUUGGGUUCAUCAGACACGCGGAAGCUGCUGCAGUGAAACCAUCAGUAUCAUAAUCAGUCUUAACCUAAAACAUGUGGAUGACUGUUUUCUGUUUUGUCCACAGGGAUGACAUAAUUAGCUUACACUCAUUUCUUCCACAGCUUCACCUGCUCCACUGAAAACUGCUGAUAUCUCUGGUGUGGUGCGUUUACAGACCCUUCUCAAACGGGUUGUUCUGCUUUGGAAAUAAGUGAAAUUAUUAUGAGAACAGAUUCAGCUCAUUAUUCAGAACUUUAACAAGCUCAGAGUUGUUUUGGACUCUGUUCCAGAUGAACUGAACCUCCACAGGACGGAUUCAGUCUGUGUUUGCAGUGCGGAUGUUGUUGUCUUAGUGUGUUCUGUGGAGUUGAGGUCAUUCACUGUCCUGAACUGAACUGAAAAGGCCUUGAUGACCACUCCUGUAUAGAGCGGAGGUAGCUGUGUGACAUGAUGCUGUCUCACAAAGACACAGUAGACACUCCGCAGGUCUGAGACUACCUGCACAUUCACUACUCUCAGCCUGUUGGACCCCACUGUGUGUGUGUAUAUGUAGAAUUAAGACAUAUAUAUGCAGUUGUGUCUAUAUCUAUUUAAAAAGAAAUGGAAAUCAAACUCUUAUACGAUGUAGGCUCCAGUUAACUGUUCAUCCAGUGUUGCAAACAUGUUUCUAAAUGUCUUGGUAUUCCAGUAUAAAUGUUGGUCAGUAAUUUCAAUAAAUUAUUAUGUUUUCUAA
Seriola aureovittata is the source of this 1821-nucleotide messenger RNA. RefSeq names its product complement component 1, q subcomponent-like 2 (gene c1ql2). The coding region runs from base 247 to 1008 and encodes 253 amino acids. The record is from RefSeq and is a predicted model, not a curated record. NCBI's taxonomy places the organism in Eukaryota, Metazoa, Chordata, Actinopteri, Carangiformes, Carangidae. The transcript has 2 exons. Gene Ontology annotation, molecular function: protein binding.